Molecule: messenger RNA, 1809 nt
Organism: Wasmannia auropunctata (little fire ant)
Lineage: Eukaryota; Metazoa; Arthropoda; Insecta; Hymenoptera; Formicidae
Product: tubulin epsilon chain-like
Exons: 9
Coding region: 265-1698 (477 amino acids)
Biological process (GO): mitotic cell cycle; microtubule cytoskeleton organization
Cellular component (GO): cytoplasm; microtubule
Molecular function (GO): GTP binding; structural constituent of cytoskeleton
Source: RefSeq, a predicted model, not a curated record
AAACAUGCGUUUAUGUUUAUUAUACGCGACAUGAACAUCUAUUCCUUCCGUAUUUGAUUAUUUCAUGUCAUCCUCCUAAUUCUUCAUCCUUCCGCAUUUCAAAUAUAUAUUUACUGUGACUCAUGGAAAUCGUGACAUAAGAGUGUAAACCGAAGUAAACAAAAAAUUAGACAUAAGGUCUCAAACGUAACAAAUUGACGAGAAAUAAUUUUUAUCGUAGAACUUCUUGACAAAUUAUGUUGACGUCCUAGAUUUUGGAUUAUAAUGAGCCAAUUUGUUACGGUGCAAGUUGGCCAAUGCGGGAAUCAAAUAGGAUCAGCUUUCUGGCCGUUAGCCCUGCACGAAUACGGCAUCCAGACUACCACCGGUGGUGUAAAUCUGCUCAAGGUGCAACGAAACCAUGUCAGGCACAUCGGCGAUCUCUCCAAUGCUUUUUCCAGUUUUUUUCAUGUCCCGAAUGGAAAACAUAAAUUGCCUUUUCAAGAUGUGGCCGACUUGAACGUAGCUAAAGUUAAAGCUAGGGCUGUUUUAGUAGAUAUGGAGGACAGCGUUGUAUCGAGGUUUAAGCAGGGUCCACUGCGCCAGUUAUUCGAUCAGACGUGUAUUGUAACAAAUUACCCAGGCUCUGGAAACAAUUGGGCAAUAGGAUAUCACGUUCACGGUAGCGAGUAUCACGAUCGUUUAGAAGAAAGUGUAAGACGCGUAGUUGAAAAAUGCGACCGACUUCAUGGGUUUUUAUUGAUGCACUCCUUGGGAGGUGGCACUGGAUCUGGAUUAGGAACGGCAACCUUGAAACUGUUGAGAGAUAAUUACCCUCACGUGGAAAGAAUUGUAUCGUGUGUAUAUCCAGCAAAUACACAGGAUACCAUAACUGCCCCUUACAACACGUUACUCGCAACUCGAGAACUAGUAGAACAUGCGACGUGCGUGCUUCCUGUAGAGAACAAAGCUCUCUUAGACAUAUGUAAUGCUCAAAUAAAUAAACGAGAUAACGCAGGUCAAAUAAAUUACAAUGCCUCGUGUAGACCAUUUCAAGAUAUGAACAGUAUCGUUGUCAAUAUGCUCUUGCACUUGACUAGCGGAUCCAGGUUUCCGGGAAGCUUAAAUAUGGAUAUGAAUGAAAUAGCUACAAAUCUAGUGCCUUAUCCGAAAUUACAUUAUAUAUUCAGUAGUAUCAGUCCUGUGACUUUAUCUGCCCCAAAUAUGUGCACUAUGCAAGAAGCGAAAUUGCAGGAUGAAGUAUUUACAAACGCAUGGUCGCGAAAUAAUCAAUUAAUUAGAUUAGAUCCACUUCAAUCUACUUCUGUCAUUCUUGCUGCAGCACAUAUUGCGAGGGGAAACACCACCUUAACUGACAUAAAACGAAAUAUUGAAAGAUUUCAACACAAAUCAAAGUUUACUUCGUGGAGUAGGGAUUGUAUGAAAAUAGGAUUAUGUUCCGUUCCUCCGGCAGGACAUUCAUCGUCAUUACUGUGUCUUCUUAAUUCAUCCGCCAUGUCUUCAUUAUUCAAAGAUAUAAUCCGAGAGUUUUCUAAACUGUAUAAGAAAAAGGCACAUGUUCAUCACUAUACGCAAGUACAUGGAUUUGAAGAAACGCAUUUUAUUGAGAGCAAGGAAAAUCUUCUCAAUUUAUGUGAAUGUUAUGCAGAGAUACAAAAUGUGGAAGAGGCGAGUAUCUCUAGAUUGCAAGUAAUUUAAUUAGUUUGUAAAAAGAAUUUGAUGAAAACUAAAUGUUAUCAUACAUCACUUGCAUAUGUAACAAAAAAUUUAUUUGUAUUUAUAAUCAAUAUAUUUAUUAAUUUAUUAAUA